AUUUCGUUCAACCAAAGAAAUUCUGAGUUAUCUAAGGAAACCGAUGACAGAGAAAGAGUGUUCAUAAAUCUUUGAUGAUUAUUUGAACUUUCUUCAACUCUCGAUUCUCUGAUUAUUCUUUGUCUCACCUAUCAAUCUCUUUCCCUGUCGAUUCCGUGCUCGUUUCAGAUCUCCCUUAAUAUAAAGGUUUUGCUCAUACGCUAAAUGAAUUUUGAUUCACCCCUAACUUGGAAACGCAGAAGACUAACCAACAUUGACCCCAUGGACGCCGAGGCAGCAAGAGCUAAGCUAGAAGCGGCAAAAGAAAAAUACGGAAGGGAGAUUCACGUCUUUGAGACUUCAACAGCAUCAUCUCAUUCACCACCCGAAGCAUCAAAUCCCGAGGAAACAGAUGAUUUUUUCGAAUUUACUGCAGCAGAUUACCAUCUCCUCUUGUCAACCAAGAAAGAAGACAAAUACUUGAAGACCAAAAAAAUCCGAGAAGCGGAAACAGCAGCACGUAGGUCAAGAAUCACAAAAGCGGUAAUUAGGAUACGGUUUCCUGAUAAUCAUACAGUAGAGGCUACAUUUCAUCCAUCAGAACCAUUACAGACCAUUUUCGAUCUUUUGAAGAAAGUUCUUGCAAAACCAGAACUUCCCCAUUACUUAUAUACAACCCCACCAAAGAAGCAAAUCAAGGACAAGAAUCAAGACUUUUUUGCUGCUGGUUUUAUUCCAGGUGCUAUUGUGCAUUUCUCUUAUGACUUGCCAAAGGAUGAUGAUGAAACUGUUUCUGGUCCUUUUCUUCAGGAAGAUGUGAUGUCUUUAAAGGGGUUGGACCUUGUACCUGCUGAACCGGUCAAAGAAGGUUCCGAAUCAACUUCUGAAGAUGUAACUGUAAGUGAUCCUCCCGUUGUUCCUGAGCGUAAACCGGCUGAUAAAAAGGCUAUUAAGCCAAAGUGGUUGAAGAUGUGAUAGGUGAUUUAUCUGAAGGUUUAAAUAAUCCUUAGAUGGUCAAUUUGGGAAGGUACAAGAUCUUCAAUCAAUGAACAUUUAAGAUAUAAAGUUUUUUUCUUUUUUUUUUUCUUUUUUUUUAAACUUUUUUUUUUAACUAUAAGCUUCAAUCAGUGAACAUUUUAAAUUCAAUUGGCUUUGUUGCUCA
This is a messenger RNA of Spinacia oleracea (spinach), 1141 nucleotides long. Its product is annotated as plant UBX domain-containing protein 1. The record is from RefSeq and is a predicted model, not a curated record. NCBI's taxonomy places the organism in Eukaryota, Viridiplantae, Streptophyta, Magnoliopsida, Caryophyllales, Amaranthaceae. Gene Ontology annotation, molecular function: ATPase binding. The transcript has 2 exons. The coding region runs from base 205 to 954 and encodes 249 amino acids. Gene Ontology annotation, biological process: protein-containing complex disassembly.